Molecule: messenger RNA, 2739 nt
Organism: Notothenia coriiceps (black rockcod)
Lineage: Eukaryota; Metazoa; Chordata; Actinopteri; Perciformes; Nototheniidae
Product: trichohyalin-like
Exons: 1
Coding region: 6-2066 (686 amino acids)
Source: RefSeq, a predicted model, not a curated record
AUAUCAUGACCAUGAUUGUUUUAAAACAAGAAGAACAAAAACUCAAGGAGGACCAGUUCAGCAGACAAACACAAGAACUGGAAACCAGAAAGACCAGUCUGCUGGAAGAAACACAAGAACUGGAUCUUUUGAGGAAGGAUCUCAACAAGAAGAGGGAAGAGGUUGAAACAGCCAUGAACACCAUCAGUUCAGAGAGAGAGAUACUCAAUCAGAUGCAGAGUACUACUGACACACAGAGGACAAUGCUAAACAAUGAAAAGGACAGAAUGGAAAGAGGAAUGUCGGACCUGAAAACAAGAGAAGAUCGAAUAUUGAAUACGAUGAAAUCAAUGGAAAUUCUGAGGGAAAAACUUCAUCAGCUGAAUGAAAGGAUGAGUGAAGAAAUUAAAAACAAAAUGAUAAGACUGGAACAAAACAAUGAAGACACAUUUAAACUGUUGAGUGUUUUGGAGCAAAAGCAUGACGUUCUGGAUAAACAGAAAGAACAUAUGUCACGUUACACUGAGACGUUACAGAGGGAAAGAGAAAGGUUGAAGAUCAUGUUGUCAGAAAGUGUCACUCAAAGACAGGAAAUGGGAAAUCAACUGAAACAAGAGGCCUUGUUGGAAAGGACACAUCUUCUGGAACUGAAGGCAAAGUUGAAGAAAGAAAGAGAGGACCUGGAUAGAGAGAGUGAGGUGAUGAACAAAGAGAAACUAGACUUUGAUUUGAUCAGGUCGGACAUCUUGAAACAAAGGGACAUGUUGGAACAACAGAGACAAGAUAUAAAAGAAGAAACAGAGAAAUUGGAAAUCACAAAGACUGAUCUUCAAGUGUUGAAAGGACAAGCAGACAUUCAGUUUGAUGAGAUAAACAAAGAAAAAGAACUACUGGCUCAAAUCAAGACAACCAUUGAGAGUGAGAAGGAAUUGUUAAGUGAAAAAAGGAGGAUGGAAGGAGAACUUUCUGAUACGAAAACAAAAGAGGAGUGGCUUAUCAGGUUACUGAGCUCCAUAGGAGGUAUACAAGUAAAACUCAAACACCUUAAUCAAGUGAGCAAUGAAGUCUUUACAAAGAAUAUUGAGGUGUUAGGGCAGAAAUAUAUUGACAUGCUCCAAUUAAACUUACUAUUGGAACACAAGUUUAAGGAAUUUGAUAAAAAGAGAAAAGAGAUUACUAGCUAUUAUGAUAUGAUACAAACAGAUAAAAACACCAUUGUGACAGUGACAUUUGACAAGGUUGUACAAACAGAGGUGGCAUGGCAAAAAUUGCAUGAGCAAGAGCCAUGUGUUGAGAAACAGGUUUUGAAUAAACAUGAAUACUUUAAAUGUCAGGUUGUUAAGCAGCCAGAUUUCACAAUCCAGACUGAAAGAAUUGAUCAGCAGAAGUUCAAAGGAGAUAAACAUGAUCUUAAAAUAAAAAAUAAAUACUUGAAAAUGGAUAUCGAUGUUCUCGUGAUGGAUAAAGAAUAUGAAAAAAAUAAAAAUAAACUACUAUCAGCUUCAGAACAAGAUUAUUUUACAGACAAGAAAAGAUCAAAAAGGAAUUGUUUGCGAAAGAUCUGGAAGGACACUAAAAUGGAACGAAAUGAGAUCUAUCAAAUGAAGAUCCUGAGCCAUGAAAUGAGAAAUAACCUAGAGAAAAGACUAAAGUUGAUCAACCAGUUUGUGAGGAGACCAUGGCUACAAGAAAAUGAAUCAUUGGAGAAGGAGCUCAAACAAGAACUAGGUGAGGACAUGACAUCCCAAAGUGACUGGAAGAUAGACCGCACAAUGCUUGAUUUAAGACACACACAGCUCCAACAACUUAAAGCUGAAAAGCUCACUAACAUUGUCAAACUCUCUGACAAAGAAAAAGUGUUGAGGCCAAAGAGAACUACCAACAAUGAUCAAACAUUAAAUGUCAAUGUAACCACAGAGGACGAACAGCUAAAAAAAGGAGAAGCUUCUGCAAAAAUGUAUAAAGAACAGAAAAAGUUAGGAGAGAAGAAGGCAGCUCCAGAGACUUCCAGUGGACUCCUCAGUCAGCUGCAGCAAUACUACCGGUGCUGCUGCCACUGCUGCUGCAAGCAAGUCUGCCAGGAGUAACACUGAGAGACACGUCUGUGUUAAUGUCAUGAUAACUUAAAUGUAUGAUAUAUGAUAUAAAUGCAUGAUAUAUUAUUUAUACUUUUCUUACUUUUGCCGUUACACAAGGAUGAAACCUGAAUAUUUGUUACAUUGGCUGCCAGGAGUUCUGGUUUCUAGAUAGAGAAGACAUUGAAAAUGACGGCUUGACGUUUCCAUAUAUAUAAAAAUGACUUAAGCAAGAUUAAACUACUCGUUCAACCCUUUUAAAACCAUUAUAUACACUAAGAAAAAAAAUAGGUAAGGUAACAUCAGAGUGCGGAAAUGUUAACAUCCCAAAGUAUCUUGAAAAUGCUUUUCCUUAAAUUGGCUUUUGCACCAUGUUGGUUUGGAUAUUUACAAAUGUAUAAUUUAUUGGAGAACAAAGUAAGAUUUAACAGUGUUCUUUUUUGUGAACCAAGAGUGAGUGUUUGAUUAUAAAGAGUGAGUGCUUUUUUCAGGUUAUAUUGCAGUAUUACAUUUAAUGCAUUACACUUCCGUAUUAAAUACUAUUUAAAUACAGAAAAUGCUAAACACUUAAAACGUUGUUGCUCCUGCCCUUUAGUUUUUCUUGCUGUUUCAAAAAUGUUCAUUAAUUAACAUUGAUAUGUAACAAUAAUUUACAAAAAAUAAAUAAAGCAUUAAGAAAUGUAAA